AUGAACAAAUUGUGGAGAGCUUCAUGUCUCCAAGUGCUGAUAACAUUUCUAUUGAUGCAUCAGAACCAGGCAAAAGAGAAAGAAAGAUUCGUGGAAAGGGUGGAUUGUAUUGCUGACAGUUUCACUGUUGUUCUAAACAAGUCGGACCCAGAAGUCAUGAGAAUGAUUUCCAAUCCAAAGUCACAGCCAGUGGUAUAUGUCUACGGUCACAAAACUCGUCACCCAUGUGGAACCUCAAUGAAAGAUGAAAAAGGACUGACUAAUUACAACUUGACAAUUCCGUAUGGGAGUGAAUGCGAUGUUACACUUACAGACUUGCCAUUCCAUCGAUACGCUGAAACCACUGUUGUAUUGGAGGAUAACGCGGAUCUUUCGUUUGGAAAAACCACAAGAUUGAACCAUGUUUUUUGUCUGUAUACGAGAAGUGUAAAGACUAUUCGUUUCAGUGAUGUCUCGAAUGGUCAUGAAGUGAUGGUGUCAACUGGUGGAAAACCGAAGCCAAAAGUUGAGAUGUUAUUCCGGAGCACAGAUAGUGGAAAGACUUUGCAGGCGGCCAGAGAGAAUGAAUAUGUCGAAUUCUUCAUCGCCCUUUCCCCAGAUUCCGCCUACCAUGGAAUUUCUCCAAAGGAAUGUACAUUCAGCGACCGUGAAGAUAUCAGUGCCCCAGAUGCUAAGAAGAUCACAUUUGUGCAAGGAGGGUGUCCAGUGAAUGGCAUGAACGACAUAAUUGACCCAUUGGCAAACGUGAACGACCAAAUCUACUUCUCCAAGUUCCGCACUUUCCGCUUCGGCAACCAAAGCACCGUUUUUGUUCAUUGUCAGGUACAAGUGUGUCUUCAAAAGGAAGAAUGCUCGAAGACGUGCUACAAAAAAGUGAGCGACUCGAAUCUUACUGCAGAACGUUUGCGUUUCCGUCACAAGCGUAGUAUUGCCGCCUUACCAGUGAGAACUACUCGGUCUGCUCCAACCGAUGAUAAUGGGUCUCUAGACCUCACCAAUUCCUUGACUGUGGUUAGUCGAACUGAAUCAGCAGAACUAGCCACCAUCGCUGUACCAGGACCAAUUCCUUCUGUUGCAAAUGCGCCAAGUGAGCAAAGAAGAGAUUUGUGCCCAAAAACAUCUGGUUUCGGAUUUGUCCCACUUGCUAUCAUGGGGACACUAGCAACACUACUACUUAUAUCUGCCGGAGCUGCAAUUUAUUUCGGAAUCAAACUGAAAAAUAUCAAGAAGAAAGACUCCUUCGAUAUGAUGUCCGCCUUCUCCAACCCGACUGUCAGCAUGCCCGUCACCUACUCACAUUAUCAGAGAUCCGCGUAUAACGCCACCGUCGACAGUCUGUACCGAUGA
Caenorhabditis remanei is the source of this 1347-nucleotide messenger RNA. RefSeq lists its product as uncharacterized. The record is from RefSeq and is a predicted model, not a curated record. The transcript is spliced from 11 exons. Bases 1 to 1347 code for a protein of 448 amino acids. Lineage: Eukaryota; Metazoa; Nematoda; Chromadorea; Rhabditida; Rhabditidae.